Cyprinodon variegatus (sheepshead minnow) is the source of this 2968-nucleotide messenger RNA. It is a transcript of the gene armc8, whose product is annotated as armadillo repeat containing 8. Gene Ontology annotation, cellular component: GID complex. The record is from RefSeq and is a predicted model, not a curated record. Gene Ontology annotation, molecular function: protein binding. Gene Ontology annotation, biological process: proteasome-mediated ubiquitin-dependent protein catabolic process. The coding region runs from base 1 to 1866 and encodes 621 amino acids. The transcript is spliced from 21 exons. Lineage: Eukaryota; Metazoa; Chordata; Actinopteri; Cyprinodontiformes; Cyprinodontidae.
AUGGCAGACGCUCUCAACGUUCUCGCUCGUAAGCCAGUGUUUUUGCCAGGAUUUUCCUACGUCAGGCUGCUUUACCUUCUCCAGCAAAGCUCCUCCAGCCUUCAGCUGAGGACCGAGUGCGCCGUGGUUCUGGGCAGCUUAGCCAUGGGAACGGAGAACAACAUCAAGUCCCUGGUGGACUGUCACAUCAUCCCCACCCUGCUGCAAGGUCUCUUGUGUCCAGAUCUGGUCUUCACUGAAGCCUGUCUUCGAUGUCUCAGAACGGUCUUCAUCAGUCCUGUGACGCCUGUCCAGCUGCUGUAUACUGACCCCACUGUGAUUCCUCAUCUGAUGUCUCUGCUGAGUAACUCCCAGAGAACCCAGGAGUACAUCACCCAGAUCUUCUCCCACUGUUGUAAGACCCCGGAGCACCAGACGGUCCUGUUCAACCACGGUGCCAUCCAGAACAUCGCCCCGCUGCUCAUUUCAUCCUCUUAUAAGGUCCGGAUGCAGGCGUUAAAGUGUUUCUCAGUCCUGGCCUACGAGAACACUCUGGUCUCCAUGACGCUGGUGAAUGUGCUGGUGGACGGCGAGCAGCUCCCUCAGGUAUUUGUUAGGAUGAUGCAAAGGGAUCAGCCUGUUGAAAUGCAGCUGACGGCAGCCAAAUGUCUGACCUACAUGUGUCGAGCAGGAGCCAUCCGGACGGACGACGGCUGCAUAGUGCUGAAGACGUUGCCCUGCCUCGUACGGAUGUGCAGUAAAGAGCAUUUGCUGGAGGAGAGGGUGGAGGGUGCAGAAACCCUGGCCUACCUGAUGGAGCCUGACGUGGAGCUGCAGAGGAUCGCCAGCACCACUGACCACCUGGUGGCCAUGCUGGCCGACUACUUCAAGUACCCCAGCUCUGUGUCCGCCAUCACAGACAUCAAGAGGCUGGACCAUGACCUCAAACAUGCACAUGAGCUGAGACAAGCUGCUUUCAAGCUCUACGCCUCCCUGGGCUCAAACGACGAGGACAUCCGGAAAAAGAUCACAGAGACGGAAAACAUGAUGGACCGAAUAGUUAGCGGCCUAUCAGAGUCCAGCAUUAAAGUGCGGCUGGCAGCAGUGAGAUGUCUUCAUAGUCUCUCGCGGUCGGUGCAGCAGCUGCGGACCAGCUUUCACGAUCACGCCGUGUGGAAGCCGCUCAUGAAGCUGCUGCAGAACGCCCCCGAUGAAGUGCUGGUCAUGGCUUCCUCAACACUAUGCAACCUGCUGCUGGAGUUCUCACCAAGUAAAGAGCCCAUCCUGGAGUCUGGGGUGAUCGAGUUACUCUGCAGUCUGACUCAGAGCGACAGCCCCGCUCUGAGGGUGAACGGCAUCUGGGCCCUCAUGAAACUGAUUUGCAGCUCUAAGUUGCAGAGCUGCUGGGUUUCUAGCAGGGAUCCAGUUCAUGCUGGGUUCACUGGGUUUGGGCCAUGCCGAAGAAGUGAAUGUUCUCCCUGUUCAUGUUUUCAGCACAUCGACCAGAUCAUGAGCUCUCAUGGGAAGCAGAUCAUGCAGGCAGUGACUCUGAUCCUGGAAGCCGAGCACAGUGCAGAGGUCAAAGAGCAGACGCUGUGCAUCCUGGCUAACAUCGCCGAUGGAAACACCGCCAAGGAACUCAUCAUGACAAACGACGACAUGCUGCAGAAAGUUAAAUAUUACAUGGGACACUCCAACGUCAAGCUGCAGCUCGCCGCCACCUUCUGCGUCUCAAACCUGAUCUGGAAUGAGGAGGACGGUUCUCAGGAUCGCCAAGACAAGCUGAGGGAGAUGGGCUUCGUAGACGCCCUGCACAAACUCACACAGUCUACCGACCCCAACCUCAGCGACAGGGCGAAGACUGCGUUGCAGCAGUACCUAGCAUGACUACAGUGGGCAGCGAUCCUCUACUGCCAGCCUAACUAACAGGAGGACGCCCGCCGGUCCGCCUGAGGGUUUAUGUUUGGGAUUAAACUCUAGAGACUUGCACAAAGACACCUUUUUAUUUUUUGGGAGCUGUGAGACUUUUCUCCUGCCUCCCAGCCUCGGCGGUUCUUCUCAGGCCCGGCUCGUCCUGGAUGAAGGCUGUGAAACUGUGGAAGAGUUCAGGAAGUUUGUCUUUUUUUUGCUUGAGGUGGAUCUUUCUAGGUUUUGACUCUGGAAGAGAAGCGCUGGAAGUGGCUGUUUGGACUCCGGAUGUUGGAGAAUCUCAUGGAUUCGUCUGCAUCUCACAGAGAUGCUGUUGGACAGGAGAACCUUUUGGAUUAAUAUUUCUGUUAAUAUUUAUGUCUACCUGAGGCAUCGUUAGCGAGGAUAUAUUUGGAAGAAAUGCCUAUUUUGAAACUUUGGAUGUUUUAUUUUUUUGUGGACCUAUACCUCGUAAAUAUAUAUAUAUAUAAAUAUAUAUGGAUUUAAACCUAAAUAUAUAUUUUUGGAUUUUUAUUUUCCCCUCUCCCUGCCCAUGGGUUUGAUCCGUUUCCUCUCGCCGUGCCCCUCUGCAGCCUGGUUUUAACUUCUUCAAACCUUGGAUUUUUUCUGUCUGCGGUGGUGAAAAAUGAAAUUUAAGGGUUUGUGUUCAGCGACCCAAGCGACUGCUUGCCUGCGACCUCUGCCAGGUGUCCUUAUGCUCCCCAUGGGAAACGUAGAGCUGGCGUCGCUCGGUCCGAUCCGCUCUGUGAUUAGAGGACGUGGAGAAGCUCUCCUCCAAUCAGGGUGCCUCAGCUGAUGCUCUCUGACAUUUUAAAGUGAAGCUCUGAUGGAUGAAUGUCACUAAUGAAAUAUAUGCAGACCUGCAGAAGGACUCCUUGGUGUCGUGUGUUAUUUCUCCUGUCAGGAGAAGCGUAGAGGUUGGUUUGCUAGUUAAACGUGUUCCUUUCUGAUCUCAUCCGUCACCGUUUGCUGUCUGACUUUAUGAUUUGUUACUGAUAUCAUUUCAGAUGCUCUUUGUCCCUUUUUUUUUGGUUAUUUUCUUACAAAAGAAUAAAAAUCA